Messenger RNA from Clupea harengus (Atlantic herring), 11606 nucleotides. RefSeq names its product fibrillin 3 (gene fbn3). Gene Ontology annotation, molecular function: calcium ion binding. NCBI's taxonomy places the organism in Eukaryota, Metazoa, Chordata, Actinopteri, Clupeiformes, Clupeidae. The record is from RefSeq and is a predicted model, not a curated record.
UUUCUCUUUUUCUCUCAAGGCUAUAGUUCAAUUUCCCAUUCUGGGCCACAUAUCCCAUUACAAAAAAGGACGCUGGGCUUGUCUACCUCAGGCCACUCCAAUCGUUGUAAGCCCCCAACCUGGAGUGCAUUGGGACGGAACAGGUCCACUCGGCCACGUGUUGCCAGGGGCAGUCGAGGUGAUCUGCGGGGCAGGGUGACAUCCGGAGAAACUGAGUGCUAGCGUCUGCAGAGCAGGGCACGUUGAAGAAAGUGAGUCGAGUUGAACGCGCAGCACUGGGGCCAAUGGGAGCGUGGAAGCAGGCCAAGCUGGUGCUGGGAUGGGCUGCUCUCUUCUGGGCCUCCCUCCAGGCAGCGUACGGCCAAGGCCAGAGCCAAAGCCCGGGCCAGGGGGAUGGGGGCUACCAGGCCAGCCGCUUCUCUGGAAAACCUGAUGAUCCACAGAGCCGCGUGCGCAGGAGAGGCCAGGACACUCUGAGGGGGCCCAAUGUGUGUGGCUCACGUUUUCAUUCCUAUUGUUGCCCUGGGUGGAAAACCCUCCCUGGAGGAAACCAGUGCAUUGUCCCCAUCUGCAGGAACUCCUGUGGCGACGGCUUCUGCUCCAGGCCCAACAUGUGCACCUGUUCCACCGGACACCUAGCUCCCAGCUGUGGGGCAGGUGCUGGAGGUGGUGGAGUGCAGUCCUGUAAUGUCAGGUGUAUGAACGGAGGCAGCUGCCAAGAGGAUUCCUGUUCAUGUCAGAAGGGCUUCACAGGCAUGCACUGUGGACAGCCUGUCUGUGAGACUGGCUGUCAGAACGGAGGGCGAUGCAUCGGCCCCAACAGAUGUGCUUGCGUCUAUGGUUUCACUGGUCCCCAGUGCGAAAGAGACUACCGGACCGGCCCCUGCUUCACGCAGGUCAACAACCAGAUGUGCCAGGGUCAGCUGAGUGGCAUUGUGUGUACCAAGACCCUCUGCUGUGCCACCAUUGGUCGCGCCUGGGGUCACCCGUGCGAAAUGUGCCCAGCGUCACCUCACCCCUGUCGCCGCGGCUUCAUCCCCAAUAUCCGCAGUGGAGCAUGUCAGGAUGUGGAUGAGUGCCAGGCCAUCCCAGGGUUGUGUGCCGGAGGAAACUGCAUUAACACCGUGGGCUCCUAUGAGUGUAAAUGUCCUGCAGGCCACCGCCAGAGUGAGACCAACCAAAAGUGUGAAGACAUUGACGAAUGUGCCGCCAACUCUGGCGUGUGCGAUGGAGGCGACUGCACCAACACCGUGGGCAGUUACGUCUGCACCUGUCCGCGUGGCUUCAUCACCACCUCAGACGGUUCCAGAUGUGUCGACCAGCGCCUGGGCAUGUGUUUCUCGGCGAUGGCCAGUGGACGCUGUGCUGGGGAGCUGAGUGGUCAGUACACCAAGAUGCAGUGCUGCUGUGAACUGGGCCGCUGCUGGGCCGCCGGGCACCUCUCUGAGGUGUGUCCUGUACGGGGAACUGACGAGUACAGGCGCCUGUGCAUCCAGGGCCUGCCUUAUGCCACGGGUAAUGGAGGUUACCUAAACGGUGGAGGCUACAAUAAUGGUGGAGGUGGUGGAAAUGGUGGCCAUGGCUACAAUGGCUUUAAGGUCAACCCUAAUGGCAACGGCCACGGGGGCAACGGCCACGGCCACGGGGGCAACGGCAAUGGAGGAUUUGACAUCGGCUCUGUGAAAGUGAACGAGACCAUUGAUGUGUGUAAGCACUUCACCAACCUGUGUCUGAAUGGACGCUGCAUCCCUACACCCACCAGCUACCGCUGCGAGUGCAACAUGGGCUACAGACAGGACGGCCGCGGAGAGUGUAUCGAUGUGGAUGAGUGUAUCAGCAAUCCCUGCGUGAACGGAGACUGUGUUAACACACAGGGAGGGUACCACUGCAAGUGUCACGAAGGCUACCAGGGGACCUCCACUAAACAGGCCUGCAUUGACAUUGACGAGUGCAUCGUUAAUGGAGUCAUGUGCCGUAACGGCCGCUGUGUCAACACUGACGGAAGCUUCCAGUGCAUCUGCAACGCUGGUUUUGAGCUCACGCCCGAUGAGAAGAACUGCAUUGACCAUGAUGAAUGUGCGACCACCAACAUGUGCCUCAACGGCAUGUGCAUCAACGAAGACGGCAGCUUCAAGUGCAUCUGCAAGCCUGGUUUCACCCUGGCAGCCAGUGGGCGCUAUUGCAUUGAUAUCGAUGAGUGUCAGACUCCAGGGAUCUGCAUGAACGGACGCUGCAUCAACUCCGAGGGCUCCUUUCGCUGCGAGUGUCCGCCCGGCCUGGCCGUGGACGUGGACGGCCGAGUGUGUGUGGACACGCACAUGCGCACCACCUGCUACGGGGCCAUCAAGAUGGGCACCUGCUCACGGCCCUUCCCCGGCGCCGUUACCAAGUCCGAGUGCUGCUGUGCCAACGCCGAGCACGGCUUCGGAGAGCCCUGCCAGCCGUGCCCUGCCCGCAACUCCGCGGAGUUCCUGGCAGUGUGCAGCAGCGGGAUCGGGAUCACGGCCGACGGACGAGAUAUCAACGAGUGCGGCCUGGACCCCGACAUCUGCCAGAAUGGCAUCUGUGAGAACCUGCGUGGAAGCUAUCGCUGCAUCUGCAACAGCGGCUAUGAGCCCGACUCUAGCGGGAAAAACUGUGUGGAUAUUAACGAGUGUCUGGUAAAUCGCCUGCUGUGUGACAACGGCCUGUGUCGGAACACCCCAGGCAGCUACACGUGCUCCUGUCCCAAGGGCUUCGUCUUCAAGCCAGACUCCGAGACCUGCGAAGAUAUCGACGAGUGCGAGUCCAGCCCCUGCGUCAACGGUGUCUGCCGCAACGUGGCCGGGUCGUUCAACUGCGAGUGUUCCCACGGCAGCAAGUUGGACUCCACCAACACCAUCUGUGUCGACAGCAUGAAGGGCACCUGCUGGCUGAACAUCCAGGACGGCCGCUGCGAGGUCAACAUCAACGGAGCCACGCUCAAGUCCGAGUGCUGCUCCACGCUGGGGGCGGCCUGGGGGAGUCCCUGUGAGCCCUGUGAGAUUGACACGGCCUGCUCCAAGGGUUUUGCCCGUAUGAAGGGACUGGUGUGUGAAGACAUAAACGAGUGCGAAGUGUUCCCUGGGGUGUGCAUCAACGGCCGGUGUGCGAACACUGAGGGCUCGUUCCGCUGCGACUGCUCCGAGGGGCUGACGCUGGACGGGACCGGACGGACCUGCGUGGACAUGCGAAGCGAACAGUGCUACAUGAAAUGGGAUGAGGACGAGUGUGUCGAACCGUUGCCGGGGCGAUACCGCGUGGACAUGUGCUGUUGCUCAGUGGGCGCGGCCUGGGGCGUGGACUGUGAGGAGUGCCCCAAGCCGGACAGCCUGGAGUUCAAAUCCAUCUGCCCCCGCGGGACAGGGUUUGCCAACCGCGGAGACAUCCUGACGGGCAGACCCUUCUAUAAAGAUGUGAACGAGUGUAAGGUCUUUAAGGGCCUGUGCACCCACGGCAACUGCAGGAACACCAUUGGCAGCUUCAAGUGCCGCUGCAACAGUGGCUUCGCCCUCACCAUGGAGGAGAGGAACUGCACAGAUAUUGAUGAGUGUCGCAUCUCCCCGGACCUGUGUGGCCACGGCACCUGUGUGAACACGCCCGGCAGCUUCGAGUGCGAGUGCUUCGAGGGCUACGAGAGCGGCUUCAUGAUGAUGAAGAACUGCAUGGACAUUGAUGAAUGUGAGAGGGACACCCUGCUGUGUCGCGGAGGCACCUGUCUGAACUCAGAGGGCAGCUACGAGUGCGAGUGUCCCCCCGGCCACCAGCUCAGCUCCGAGGGCUCCGUGUGUGAAGAUGUGAACGAGUGCGAGCUGAGUGACACCCUGUGUAAGAACGGCAAGUGUGUGAACGUGGUGGGCACCUACCAGUGCUCCUGCGAAAUGGGCUACCAGGCCACGCCCGACAGACAGGGCUGCGUGGAUAUUGAUGAGUGUACGAUCAUGAACGGAGGCUGUGACACUCACUGCACAAACUCAGAGGGCAGCUACGAGUGCAGCUGCAGUGAAGGCUAUGCUCUUAUGCCUGACCAGAGGAGCUGCGCUGACAUCGAUGAGUGUGAGGACACUCCUGACAUCUGUGACGGAGGCCAGUGCACCAACAUCCCAGGAGAGUACCGCUGCCUCUGCUACGACGGCUUCAUGGCCUCCAUGGACAUGCGGACCUGCAUCGAUGUGAAUGAGUGCGACCUGAACCCCAACAUCUGCCUGCACGGGGACUGUGAGAACACCAAGGGCUCAUUCAUCUGCCACUGCCAGCUGGGCUACUUUGUGAAGAAGGGCUCCACUGGCUGCACAGAUGUGGAUGAGUGUGAGAUCGGGGCUCAUAACUGCGACAUGCACGCUGCCUGUGUCAACGUUCCCGGGAGUUUCAAGUGUCGUUGCCGUGACGGCUGGGUAGGAGAUGGCAUCAAAUGUGUUGACCUGGAUGAGUGUGCCACCGAGGACCACAGCUGCAACCCCAACGCCAACUGUAUGAACACACCCGGCUCGUACCGCUGCGUCUGCAAAGAGGGCUUCAACGGCGAUGGCUUCUCCUGCUCAGACAUGGAUGAGUGUGCUGACAAUGUGAACCUAUGUGAGAACGGCCAGUGCCUCAACGCUCCUGGUGGCUACCGAUGCGAGUGUGAGAUGGGCUUCACCGCCACAGACGACAGGAAAGCCUGCCGAGAUAUUGAUGAGUGCAACUUCCAGAACAUCUGCAUGUUCGGAACAUGCCAGAACUUGCCGGGAAUGUUCCGCUGUGUGUGUGACGACGGAUACGAGCUGGAUCGCAGUGGAGGAAACUGCACUGAUGUGAAUGAGUGUGCAGACCCUGUGAACUGCAUCAACGGCCUGUGUGUGAACACGCCAGGAAGCUACCUCUGCAACUGCCCAGCCGACUUUGAGCUCAACCCCACUGGAGUGGGCUGUGUGGACACGCGUGUGGGGAACUGUUAUCUGGACACAUUGGCCCGUGGGGAUGGGGGGAUCUCCUGCAGUGCUGAGAUCGGUGUGGGGGUCACUAGAGCCUCCUGCUGCUGCUCGCUGGGGGGUGCAUGGGGCAACCCCUGUGAGCUGUGCCCUGCAGUCAACUCAACUGAGUACAAAACAUUGUGUCCUGGUGGUGAGGGCUUCCGGCCAAACCCCAUCACAGUCAUCCUGGAGGAUAUAGACGAGUGCCAUGAGCUUCCUGGCCUGUGCCAAGGGGGCAACUGUGUCAACACAUUUGGGAGCUUCCAGUGUGAGUGCCCUGCUGGGUACUACCUGAACGAGGAGACCCGCAUCUGUGAAGACAUUGAUGAAUGCACAGCCCACAUCGGCAUCUGCGGGCCGGGUACCUGCUACAACACUCUUGGAAACUACACCUGUGUCUGCCCACCUGAGUACAUGCAAGUCAACGGAGGCAACAACUGCAUGGACAUGAGGAAGAGUGUGUGCUACCGCAACUUCAACGACACGUGCGAGAACGAGCUGUCUUUCAACGUGACCAAGAAGAUGUGCUGCUGCGCCUACCUCGUGGGCAAGGCCUGGAACAAGCCGUGCGAGCCCUGUCCCACCCCAGCUACAUCUGAGUAUCAGAUCCUGUGUGGUAGCCAAUCCCCUGGCUUCAUAAUUGACAUCCACACUGGACAGCCUGUUGAUAUUGACGAGUGCCGCGAGAUCCCUGGCAUCUGUGCCAACGGCGUGUGCAUCAACCAGAUCGGCAGCUUCCGCUGCGAGUGCCCCAUGGGCUUCAGCUACAACAACAUCCUCCUGAUCUGUGAAGACAUUGACGAAUGCAACAGUGGCGAGAACCUGUGCCAGCGCAAUGCCAAGUGCAUCAACAUCCCCGGGAACUACCGCUGCGAGUGCUCGCCCGGCUACAAGCUCUCCCCAAGCGGGGCGUGCGUGGACCGCAACGAGUGCCAGGAGAUCCCCAACGUCUGCAGCCAGGGCGAGUGCAUCGACACGCAGGGCAGCUACCGUUGCCACUGCCACAACGGCUUCAAGGCCUCGGCCGACCAGACCAUGUGUAUGGACAUUGAUGAGUGCGACAGGCAGCCAUGUGGCAACGGCACCUGCAAGAACUCAGUGGGCUCCUACAACUGCCUGUGUUUCCCCGGCUUCGAUCUCACACACAACAACGACUGCAUGGAUAUUGAUGAGUGUAGUACGCAGGCCGGCCAGGUGUGUAGGAAUGGCCAGUGCAUCAACAACGUGGGCUCUUUCCAGUGCCUGUGCCUCGAUGGCUAUGACCUCACCCCUGAUGGCAAGAACUGCGUUGAUGUAAAUGAGUGUGUGACGUUCCCCGGGGCCUGCUCACCUGGCACCUGUCACAACCUGGACGGCUCUUUCCGCUGCAUCUGUCCGCCGGGCUACUCCGUGCAGAAUGACCAGUGCAUCGACAUCGACGAGUGCGAGUCCGAGCCCAAUAUCUGCCAGUUCGGCACCUGCAACAACACACCCGGCAGCUUCCAGUGUGUGUGCCAGCCUGGUUUCGUGCUCUCUGAUAACGGCAGGCGCUGCUUUGACACGCGUGAGAGCUUCUGCUUCACACGCUUUGAUGCAGGCAAGUGCUCCGUGCCCAAGGCCUCCAACACCACCAAGGCCAUGUGCUGCUGCAGCAAGAUGCCCGGCGAGGGCUGGGGAGACCCCUGUGAGCUGUGCCCACGGGACGGUGAAGCGGCCUUCCUCACCCUCUGUCCUUAUGGUCAUGGAACCUUCCCUGGUCUGUUUGGAAGAGAAGACAUGAAUGAGUGUUUGGAUAACCCUGGCAUCUGUGGAAAUGGCAUAUGCAUAAACACUGAUGGUUCCUUCCGCUGCGAGUGUCCCUUUGGAUACAACCAGGACUACAAUGGCCUCAACUGCGUGGACACUGAUGAGUGCUCCAUCGGGAACCCCUGUGGGAACGGCACCUGCACUAAUGUGGUGGGAGGCUUCGAGUGCAACUGUCAGGAGGGCUUUGAACCCGGGCCCAUGAUGACAUGUGAAGACAUUAAUGAGUGUGCUUCCAAUCCCCUGCUCUGUGCCUUCCGUUGCGUCAACACCUUCGGCUCCUACGAGUGCAUGUGUCCGGCGGGAUACGUGCUGCGUGAUGACCACAGGAUGUGCAGAGACCAGGACGAGUGCUCUGAGGGUCUGGAUGACUGUGCGUCUAGAGGCAUGGCCUGCAAGAACCUCAUCGGUACCUUCAUGUGCAUCUGCCCACCUGGAAUGACACGCCGACCUGACGGAGAGGGCUGCAUGGACCUGAAUGAAUGUCGCACCAAGCCUGGCAUCUGUAAGAACGGGCGCUGCGUCAACGCGGUGGGCAGCUACCGCUGCGAGUGCAACGAGGGCUUCCAGCCGAGCUCCACAGCCACCGAGUGCAUCGAUAACAGACAGGGCUUCUGCUUCACCGAGGUGCUCCAGACCAUGUGCCAGCAGUCCUCCACCAACCGCAACAGCGUCACCAAGUCCGAGUGCUGCUGCAACGCCGGCCGCGGCUGGGGCCCCCAGUGCGAGCUGUGCCCGCUGCCUGGCACCGUGCACUACAAGAAGAUGUGCCCACUGGGACCCGGCUACACCACAGAUGGGCGAGACAUCAACGAGUGCCAGGUCCUGCCCAACCUGUGUAAGGACGGCCAGUGCAUCAACACCAUCGGCUCGUUCCGCUGCCACUGUGACGUGGGCUACAGCGCUGACUACACUGGCACUGCCUGCGAAGACACGGAUGAGUGCUCACAGUCUCCCAAGCCGUGUAACUUCCUGUGCAAGAACACGGAGGGCAGCUACCUGUGCUCGUGCCCCAGAGGUUACACCCUGCAGCCUGAUGGCAAGUCCUGCAAAGAUUUGGAUGAGUGCUCCACCAAGCAGCACAACUGCCAGUUCCUGUGUGUGAACACCAUUGGUGGCUUCACCUGCAAGUGUCCGCCCGGCUUCACACAGCACCAGACCGCAUGUAUCGACAAUAAUGAAUGUAGCCAGACGAGUGCGUGUGGCUCUCGUGCGUCCUGCACCAACACCCCAGGCAGCUUCAACUGUGAGUGUGGGAAGGGCUUCUCCCUAGACGGGACAGGCGUCGAGUGUGAAGAUGUGGAUGAGUGUGGGGGGAACCACCGCUGCCAGCACGGCUGCCAGAACAUGAUGGGAGGUUUCCGCUGUGGCUGCCCUCAGGGCUACGCACAGCACUACCAGUGGAACCAGUGUGUGGAUGAGAACGAGUGCUCCGGCAACCAGAUGUGUGGCUCCGCCUCCUGCUACAACACUCUGGGCAGCUUCAAGUGCGUGUGCCCGUCGGGCUUCGACUUCGAGCAGGGCAACUGCCAGGAUGUGAACGAGUGUUCCAUGGGCAGCAACCCCUGCAGCUUCGGCUGCUCCAACACGGAUGGAGGCUACCAGUGUGGUUGCCCAGGGGGCUACUACAGAGCAGGACAAGGGCACUGUAUCACAGGAAUGGGCAUCCCUCUGGGCCAGUUCAACCCUGAGGGAGAGGGCGAUGACAGUCUCUCUCACGAGGCCUGCUACGAGUGCAAGAUUAAUGGUGACGCCGGCAAGAACGGACGCCACCGGCGAAGCGCCGCUGACAAGCAGGGCGUAAGCAUGGCCAGCGUGGACACACAGGAGUCCAUCCCCAUGAACCUGAGCCUGUCGACGCUGCAGAACCGCGAGCCGCUGCUGGAGCUGCUGCCAGCCCUGGAGCCGCUGGCGCACCACGUGCGCUACGUCAUCACCCACGGCGAGCACACAGAGUACUUCCGGCUGCAGGAGCGCCGCGACGGCAAGAGCAUCCUGCGGCUGGGGCGCAAGGCACCGCCACCGGGCUCCUACCGGCUGGAGAUCGCCAGCCUUCCACUGUUCGGCCCGCGCAAGCUGCGGCAGCUGGAGGACCAGCACGACAACGACUACCUGCUGGGGGAGAUCGGAGACGCGCUGCGCAUCAAGCUGCACAUCCACCUGCACUGAGCCCUGCCUCCGACCCACCCCCACCCACCCAUGCCCAGCCCCAACCGGCCCAGGACUGCCACCCCCUCCAAUACCUACCCCCCUUCCCCUACCCUUUUACCUUAAACCUGAUACUUUAUACUACCCAAACAGGGCACUGUGGCCCAAAAACUGAGUCGACCACCUACCACUUUUAUUUUCUUUGUUUGUUUGCUGUUGUUUUAUUUGUUACCCUAAACCCCAUUUAUCCAAACCCAACCCCCAUCAAUACUAAAUCAAGAAGAUUACAGACAGGUGAUGUGGUUUCUGCACGCGUCCUCUUUUUGACAGCCAGAGUAAAGAGACGAGAGAAAAGAGCUGACAUUUUCAGUCAAAAAUACGACGUACGUAUGUACAACGCACAGUUGCACCAAGUUUUAGCCAAAGCCAAUAGUGUGGAAUUAUUGUGUGGGGGUUUGAAGUUAAAAAAAAAAAAAGAAGAAGAAGAAUGUUGCAGUUGAUUGAGAAGGAAAAAGUAUAGAAGUUUACAAUUAAAAGAAGUGGUUCAAAAUGAUCUUCCCAUCUCUCUACUGACUUCUUUUUCAGGCUUUGUCGUUAAACAGCCACCUCUUACUUUUAGUUGUGUGGUAAAAAUUUGGGGGCAAAUUUGUACAAAAGAAACUCAUGUUAAUGAUGAGUAAGUGCCUGUCAGAGAUGGUCCGGAGAGCCCCUCCCCUUUCUGUAAUCUCGUUCAACACUGGGGUGAAAGAUUCCACUCUUGCUUCAUUCAGUAUUCUAUGUAUGUUCAUGUAUUGUGCUGUUUAAGGAAAAAACAACAUUCACACGAAGGACUGCAACAAUUGUCACAACAUUUUCAGGUUUCCAGAGAGAGUAGAGCAUGGAUAGAUUGUAAAAGGGGGGGGGGUGGGGUAAAUCAUGUCAGAUGUGUAAUGUCUUGCGUACUGUUUCCUGUGUUUUUGCUUGUGCCGUCCUCUCUCUGUUACCUCAACUUCUCUGUCCCUAGUAUCAGUCAUGUCGUCGCUGUGUUGUAGUAAUGUAUGUGACCAGCAGGGGGCCUCUCUGCCCCACCCCAUUUAGUCAAUGUGACGGGUGUAUUAGGACAUCAGUCUCAUGGUGCUGCAGUUGUUUUUAUUAUCAUGCACUGAAACUGCUCUUUGAGUUUUUAUCAGGGAGAUCUUCAACAGAAUGGCAGCAGGUUACGCUCAAUGCCUGGUGGGCCUUGGAGCACAGCAGAAAUCUAGUCCAUAAAUGAUAUCUGAUGUUCUAAAGAGCAGGUUGAGCCCCUCCCCCCCUUGUUGUACUGUGGUGGGUAGACCACUUAAAGCCUUAUGAAAAAAAAAAACUACAUUCAGCAAGACUCACCAUGGAAACCUCACACCACAGGUACUUGUAGACAUCUUCGCUAUUAAAUGCAAAAAAGCCGGGAAAGAUUCCACUACUCAUUACAGAGAGGGACACGCACAGGCAAGCACUGAACCUCACUGACAAAGACAUCCAUCAGGUCAACUUUCAUCUGAAUUCAUAAAGUUGUUUUUUCUCAAGGAGAGAAAAGGUGCUAAAUAAUUCCAACUCUUUCGCUGUACUAAGACAAAACGCAGUCUCGAUUCUUGAUUGCAGCAGUGACAUUUUAAGAGUGUUUCGUUUCCUUUGUCUCUUUGUUAUGUGUUUGUGUCUCUUGUAAUGUCUGGAUGCUGAAAACCAAUAUUAUACAAACUUGCUUCUUGAAAAUUAAAUUGUAUAUUUUAAAGUGAAAGGAAAAAAAUUGUUGUCUGAAAAGCAUCAUGGCUGCCAAAACACUUACUUGUAAACACAACAUUGAAGGCCUUAAAGUGCUGAUGACUUUGUUUUGCUCAGAUAAAAAAGAACCAAUCACAGGGAGGCCCAGUGCGAUUAAAUAACGCUGUUUAUGUCUCCAGACCCAGGAGUGCUCCAGUAACACUUCUGCAUUUAGAAUCAGCGACAAAUGGGAGAUUCAGGGACCCGCGCUGGAAUAGAAUUCCAUACUGUAUUUCCCAGUGCUGGGAAUCGGAAUACUGAGAACAACCUUCUGCUGGGAGUCAGUGUUAACUCUCACCAGGGUCCAGUCCUUUUGCAUGCAUUCAAAGAGCAUCUUUCUCAUUUCCAGCCUCUGGUGCUAAACAACAUGGAUUCUGCAACUCUGAACAUCAAGGUUACUGCACUGUUGAACAGCCUGAUCUAUAUUUAUGCAUAACCAUUUUUUUUUGUUUACCAUGGGAAAACUUUGUAUACUUUGUAUCUUUUUUUGUUUUGUUUGUUUGUUUUUUAUUAUUAUUAUUAUUAUUAUUAUUAUUUUAUUUGCCACUACAUGUAAAAGAAUGUGUGUGUGUGUGCGUACUGUACUUCAGCUUUAGCAUCAAACUUGAAACACACCUUUGCCAUCAUUCAGUCAGUUCUCAGUAAUGCUCAGGAUGGUGUGGUAUACAGGCCCUGUUUGCCUAUGGGGUUUCCAUGACUUUUUUGAGCCAUAACAUAUCUAUGACGAGUGUCAAGGAGAACAUCCUCUGGCUCUUUUCCGUCUGUAAAGUCAACUACUCUUUUUUUAUACUGAGGAAAAACAUGAUCACAAGAUCUUUCUUUCAUGGAUUGGGCAUAUACAUCCAUCAAGACUGAGUAACCUGCAUUCAUUUUUGUAAAGUUUUAUCAGAAACAUCAACCGUCAAUAAAUCCUGUGGGUUAUAUUUUUCA